Carassius auratus (goldfish) is the source of this 1558-nucleotide messenger RNA. Its product is annotated as adhesion G-protein coupled receptor G7-like. The record is from RefSeq and is a predicted model, not a curated record. Gene Ontology annotation, biological process: cell surface receptor signaling pathway; G protein-coupled receptor signaling pathway. NCBI's taxonomy places the organism in Eukaryota, Metazoa, Chordata, Actinopteri, Cypriniformes, Cyprinidae. Gene Ontology annotation, molecular function: G protein-coupled receptor activity. Gene Ontology annotation, cellular component: membrane. Bases 1 to 1287 code for a protein of 428 amino acids. The transcript is spliced from 9 exons.
AUGUGGCAAUGGCAGAGUGAUAUCUUUUUGCCUGACAGAAUAAAACUGAAUACAUCACAUGCUGAGAUUUUCAGGGAUAAUGUUGACCUUCAAAUAAAUAUCACAUUAAGUGAAGAUUCUAAUAAAGUUGGGUUUGUCCUCUAUGAUAAUGACAAGUUCUUCCAGUCAAAAAGCUUUCAACCUUCUCUGGAUACCAAGAGAAAAGUGAUGUCUGCUAACAUUCAAAAAGACUCUAAGUUUGAGAUCAUGUUUGCAGUCACACCAUCGGCCGAUUCCACAACAACCCUCAAUGACUUUGCAUGUGUGUUUUGGAGUUACACUAAAAAAGACUGGAGCACAGAAGGCUGCACUAAAAAGAAGAGCCCCUCUGGACCUGCAGUUUGCAUUUGUAACCCCGAAAAUCAUGGACAAGUAAACUUUGCCAUUCUAAUGUCAUUUGAUAUCAACUAUGAAUAUUCUGAAGCCUUGCAAUGGAUCAGCAUCACCGGCUGUGCUCUGUCUGUGGUGGGACUGUCUGUCACAGCAUUGUACCAAAUCAUAACCAGGAAGUCAAGAGGUAGCAGCCCUACUCUGCUGGUAGUGAAUGUCUGUAUAAGUAUGACAGUUUUCUACCUUCUCUUCAUCUUCGGCAUAAACAACCCUGUCCAACAUGUGAAUGUGGCAAAAGUGUCUGGGGAGAAUAUAGUUCCCGAGUCUGAUCAACACAAGUACUCAGAUGAGGGACCCUGUACAGCAUUUACAGCUCUGAUUCAGUACUUCCUGUUGGCUACAUUCACUUGGAACACUUUGUACGGCAUUAAUGUGUUCCUGCUCUUCAAAAACUCAGUGUCUGGAACACCUUCAUGGUUUCCAAGUGUCUCCAUGGCUGUAGGAUGGGGUUUGCCUGCUGUUAUUGUUGGUAUAUCAUUGGGUUCCUCUUACCGUGUGGAGGAGCCUUUAGGUUAUCGACAAGAAGAGUUUUGCUGGCUGGCUUUCUUGGACCACAAACAAACUUUCAGUAUAAAGAAACCCAUGGUUUGGGGAUUUGUGCUCCCUUUACUGCUCAUGCUGAUCUCAAGCACAGCAAUACUGCUGCACUUCUCAAAAAAAAUCUGCAGGACCAACCCUAACUUAAACAGAUCAGGUAAAACUUCUCUGAAGAAGAAGAUGUUGAGUAGUUGUUCUCUGGCAGUGAUGCUUGGCUUGUCUUGGGUCACAGGCUACAUUUUGCUGAUCACCCAAGAAAAAAAUCUAAAAUUUAUUCUCAGUGUGGUUUUUUGUCUCUUAAACACAACACAGGUGGGUUAAUGCUCAUUGCACAAACAUAAAAAAAAACUUAUAAUGGAUUGUCAGUGCUUCUGUACUCACUGUAAGUUUUCUGUUUCCAAAGGGUGUUCAGAUAUUCAUUUUAUUUGCUUUAAGGCCUUUUCUAAACUCAAAUCCAGCUAUUCUUAACUCUCUGCACGCACCAGAAAUUGGCUUUCACAAGAAAUCAUUUUUUUUAUGGAAGAAUAAGACACCAGAAAGCAACGAAAGCUACAGAUCCACAGAUGGUGACUCACCCUGACAGGCCAUCAAA